This is a messenger RNA of Orcinus orca (killer whale), 4816 nucleotides long. It is a transcript of the gene SLC7A9, whose product is annotated as solute carrier family 7 member 9. Gene Ontology annotation, biological process: amino acid transmembrane transport. The coding region runs from base 2394 to 3911 and encodes 505 amino acids. Gene Ontology annotation, cellular component: membrane. Gene Ontology annotation, molecular function: L-amino acid transmembrane transporter activity. The transcript has 11 exons. NCBI's taxonomy places the organism in Eukaryota, Metazoa, Chordata, Mammalia, Artiodactyla, Delphinidae. The record is from RefSeq and is a predicted model, not a curated record.
AAAAGAAAGUGAAGGUCAAGAGCUUUAGCAGAAACUUAAGAAGCAAUGGAGUUGUAUGAAAAAAAUAAAUAACAUGAAACUUCCUAGGAAAUUAACUGUGAGAGGGAUUUGACUGCAAGGAGGUAAAACUUCAGCCAUGUGGUAGAAGAGCUGGAUGCACAGUGAACCAAAGGUCCUAAAGAACUGGGGAAAAAACUGUGAAGACACAUCCACAUUAUUUUCCCUGAGGGGGGGAAAAACCCUUACGAUAAUUGGUUGAACACUCACUCUGCUGGGGAAAAACAAAACAAGAAGAAACCACAGCUUCAAGAAAAGAAAUGCGCACCAAGGGCCAAAAAUGAACUGAAGUCGAUUUCUGACCCUCAGCAAGGAUCCUCAUGCCCAGAUGUUCCAAACUCAGCAUUUGACAGAGGCCCAAGAAGCCCAUGGGAUCCUCUGCAUUAACAGAAUGCUGACACUUAAUGCAUAACCUUCUGCAGUUCUCACAGUUCUGUGAAGGGGAGUGCCAGGACUAGCCCAUUUUACAGAUUCAGAACUCAGUUCUUGGAGAGAGGCUAAGUAACUCUGAGACCACGUGGCUGGUGUGGGCUCACAGGACCCUCUAACUCCCCACUACCGCCACCCCCCCACCCUGCUUUCCUCAGUGGUUUCUGUUAGAAUAUCAGCCCUCUGGGGCAACCUUGACCCAGGGAGCCUUCUGUAGGGCUCUGCAAGUACAGAUGGGCCAGACCUACCUCUGAGUGCUGCACUGUUGGCAAAUGCUUAAGGGGUGCCUCAGGCAAGCCUGGGGGCAGGUCCUGCCUCCGUGCUCUGGAGAGACAGCCCGUGAACGAGCACUCUGCUCGGGCUCUGGCCACGGCCGACAAGAGGAUCAGGUGCCCUGAUGAGCAGGCAUGGCCCCGUCAAGGGGGGCAGGUAACAAACUUCUACAUCAGGACCCUGACUCUGGGAAAGCAGAGGUCCUCCACAUUCUCAGUAGGCUCUAAGAGAUGACCCUGAGAAAUCUGCCCUCCUCCCAGGUCUGCCUGUCCCAAAGUGCUCCCACAGUAAACCUCAGUGACUCACCAACCCUGUCCUGUGACCUUUGGUCUCAUCUGGAUAUCUGGGAUGCUGUUAAAUCUACCCCAGCGCAAAACUGCCGGAGGAGAUGGGCGAUAAGCAGCAGUGCUUCAGGCUGGGCUCUUCCGUCCCAGAUGCGGUCUCAGCAGGGGCCAGACAAGCUUGGUCAGAACCAGUGGGAGGCAGACAGGCCAAGGACCUUGGAGGAAAUUCCUCAGUGGGGAGGGAAAGGGCUCCCCCCAACCUGUGAGUUAGGAGUGCAGCUACUGUUGGUGCCGCCUGCCUGGAGUUGUAAAUAGAACCUAUUAAGAUAAUAAAAGAGUGGGUUCCAAAGUUUAUCUCCUCUGGUUCCAGUCUUUAGAGAGAUUUCUCCUUAUAGGAUGUAGCUGAUCUGGGGGGAAUCUGGUUAAUUUUAAAACAGACUGGUCUGGACACAAAUGAGCAAAAUAAAAACAGUUUGGAGAGAAACUGGCUGCUCGACCCUCCCUUUUUUGUGUGGUGUAUCCAAGCUUCGUUGCUUAAAAAAAAAAAAAGGUGUUUAAUAAUUACCUUUAUUGACCUCUGUACCUUGUGGCUUCCUUCUCUCCUGGGCACGAGACAUGGCCAUUCCUAGGGCACUACUGUGCAGAGGAAGGUGGUCAGCUGCCCUGGGCAGGUCCCUGGGCUCCUCGAGGUCAAGGAGAAGGUAAGGCCACCAGGUGAUGGGAAGGCUGGCUGAUCCCCUGGCCAGGGACCCGAGAGGGACUUCAUCUGGAGAAGGGGAACAGGGAAUGAGCACUAAGUAGUUCAGCCUUGAACGGAUUUCCCUCAGCAACGUUCCUGGCAUCACUCAAUGAAAAACUAUCUAUACCGUGGAUCUAUUGUGUGAGGUGCCUUAAUUACUUGGGGAGUAAUUAUGAGAAAAGCCUUCCUUCUUCAGACUUGACUCCACUAAGGAUAUUCCAGUAUGUUUUUAAAUAUUUCUUUUUAAAAGCCUUUGAAAAAAUGAGGUUGGGCUGUAGAAUGACUUUCAGGCAUGUCACUGCUGAGGGUGUGGGCGCAUAGGAUAGGUGAGGGGGCACGGGGGUACCGGAGUAGUUUGGAAAAGAGCUUGGAACCCCAGCUGCCCAGGCUCUGAACGGCAGUCAAAAUUUUGCUGGGACUGAGCAAAUUAUCCCUAAGGAGUCGACAGCUGCAUUUCCCCCAAACUGUAGCUAAUCAUCUGCUCAUAGAAUCAGUUCCCACAACCCAGGUGCGACAGCUGAGCCCCCAUUUGCAUCUUGUCCGAUAGAGCAUUUGCUGAGUGAACACCCGUGUCCUCCUUGCAGCCUCCUAGAAUUGGCAGCGGGUGGAAAAUGGAAGAGACAAGCCUGAGAAAAAGGAGAGAGGAUGAGAAGUCGAUCCAGAGCAUCGAACACAAGACCACAAAUCUCCAAAAGGAGCUGGGCCUGUUCAGCGGCAUCUGCAUCAUCGUGGGCACCAUCAUCGGCUCCGGGAUUUUCAUUUCCCCCAAGUCUGUGCUCAGCAACAUGGAAGCCGUGGGACCCUGUCUCAUCGUCUGGGCGGCUUGUGGGAUUCUUGCGACACUGGGCGCUCUGUGCUUUGCGGAGCUUGGCACGAUGAUCACCAAGUCGGGGGGCGAGUACCCUUACCUGAUGGAAGCCUUUGGCCCCAUUCCUGCCUAUCUCUUUUCCUGGACCAGCCUGUUCGUCAUAAAGCCCUCGUCCUUUGCCAUCAUCUGUCUCAGCUUCUCUGAGUACGUUUCUGCGCCCUUCUACUCAGGCUGCAACCCUCCUCAAGUUGUCAUUAAACUCCUGGCUGCUGCUGCCAUCUUGCUCAUCACCACGGUGAACGCGCUGAGCGUGCGGCUGGGGAGCUACGUCCAGAACGUGUUCACAGCGACCAAGAUGGUGAUCGUGGUCGUCAUCAUCAUCAGCGGAAUUGUCCUCCUGGCCCAAGGAAAUACAAGGAAUUUUGAAAAUUCCUUUGAGGGCACAAAGCUGUCUCUGGGAGCCAUCGGUCUGGCGUUUUAUAACGGACUCUGGGCGUAUGAUGGAUGGAAUCAACUCAACUAUAUUACAGAAGAACUCAGAAACCCUUUCAGAAACCUGCCCCUGGCCAUCAUCAUCGGGAUCCCGCUGGUGACAGGGUGCUACAUCCUCAUGAACGUGUCCUACUUCACUGUGAUGACAGCCACCGAGCUCCUGCAGUCCCAGGCUGUGGCCGUGACGUUUGGUGACCGCGUCCUCUACCCUGCCUCGUGGGUCGUUCCACUCUUCGUGGCGUUUUCAACCCUCGGCGCCGCUAACGGGACGUGCUUUACGGCGGGCAGACUUGUUUACGUUGCAGGCCGGGAAGGCCACAUGCUUAAAGUGCUCUCUUAUGUUAGCGUCAAGCGCCUCACUCCGGCCCCUGCCAUCAUCUUUUAUGGUAUCAUAGCGAUCAUUUAUAUCAUCCCUGGUGACAUAAACUCAUUAGUCAAUUACUUCAGUUUUGCUGCAUGGCUGUUUUAUGGCUUGACGAUCUUUGGACUAGUUGUGAUGAGGUUUACGAGGAAAGAACUGAAAAGGCCUAUCAAGGUGCCCAUUUUCAUCCCCAUCUUGGUGACUCUCUUAUCCGUGUUUUUGGUGUUGGCCCCAAUCAUCAGCCAGCCUGCAUGGGAGUACCUCUACUGUGUGUUAUUUAUGCUGAGCGGCCUUAUAUUUUAUUUCCUUUUUGUCUACUAUAAGUUUGGAUGGGCUCAGAAAAUCUCAAGUAAGUAUCAGCUGAGGGACUGCUUUGCUGUUAGUAAAGUGAGGCAGGCCCGACAUCCUGUAGCCUCAUCUGUCCCGAUUCUACCGGGACCUUCUCAUCACAGGGUCUUGCUCAGCUAACAAAUUUCAUCUCCUCUUUGGGAGGAGGCAUGACCUGUUCUCCUCAGUGUGACACCUCUGGGGUCCACCUGUGGCCUCUUCCUUUGUUCCCAUCAAUUCCUGUAACAAGCAGGAAAAGGAAGCACCGUUUUUUUUCUUUUUUUCAAAUGUAACAUACACAUAACAUAAAUCUUGACCAUUUUUAAGUGUACGGGUCAGUAGUGACAAUACAUAUUCACAUUGUCGUGCAUCCCACACCCGAAGCACUGCCUCGUGCCUGAUACCCGGACAUCAUCUGGGAGUCUCAGCAGCAGCCCAGAGACCCCCAAAAUGCGAGAGCUGGGACGAGGGCCUGAGCCUUCCAACGCCAAGGCCACGGCUCUUGCUUUUCACUCAGCCGUACUGAUUCGUUGUGUAUUUUAGGCAAGUUGUUUAAAAGUUUAGCUGUAUUAGCCAUUUUCAUCUUGAAAAAGCAAGCAGUGGCGGCAGAGUACAUCAGAGCACCCUGAAGCACACCCAAGGGUGUGUUAUGUUCUACACGGCGCAGCCGGCUGCAAGGAGCGCCAUUCACAAAAGCCUGCCAGGCUCCCGAGCCCCUCACCACACCAACAGUGAUCCACAGCCUUGCCUGGUCUCCGUCACCCUAAACAUGAGCCCCCCAGAGGCAGGAACUGGGCUGUGUACAAUUUAAUCCUGGAUCUAUACAGCAGCCACGUAGUACCUGAGUAAAUGUGAUGAAAAAUCUGCCUUCAGCUCGUUCUCACCAGGAGAGUACAGUCAUUCCUCAGGCACCCCAUGUGGUUUUUUAUUUAGAUGCAUACAACUUAGGGAGACAUACAAGGGAGCAAAGAGCAAAACCCAACUGCAAGUGGGGGAAGCUGGCCCUGAGACUCCAUUUAGACUGAGCCGCCAGCGACGGGGAUGCC